GAGUGGAAAAGGGAGUGUGUGUUUUUAUAGAGAGAGACCAAAGCAAAGCGCCGUCUUUACAGUGCAUUGAAGACCUUCACUCUGAAGCUCCUUGUGAAAUGAUACAGUUGAGAAGAAACUGCUUGUCAGCUGUUUGCUGAAGACCACUGCAAUUCCUCCUGGCUGCUGUGGAGAAGAAGAUCUUGGCUCUGUAGCCACCUCCUGUGAUUGGCUGUCACACUUUAGGCUCCCCCCCCCUCCUCUCUCUGAUUCCCCUCUUUUCUCUCUCUCUCUCUCUCUCUCUGUCUCCCCUCUGUUUCUAACCCCCUCCAUACUGUCCUCAGGCUUACCUGAGCCACAACUGCAGAAACGCUGGACCCCCUCCUCCACACGCAUUCACACACACACAAUCUCUCCUCUCUCUCUCUCUCUCACACACACACACACACACACGCACAGCUUUUCACCUGGAGAGGGCAGGCGCAAGGGACGACAUGUGCAGCAGCAGCAGCAACAGCAGCAGCAGUCUCUCCUCACAUCUAGCGCUGCCUCUCUGAGUUGCCUCUUUCUGGAGAGUGGAGAGGAACUCUGAAAAGAGAUUUUGGAGCCAUUGUCCCUUGGCAAAACCAGGAGAGACAGGGACAGUUGAGGGAUCACUUGUCAACCCAGGGAUACCAAAGGCAACACACAACAUGAUUUUGGGAGGAAUAAACAGGGCUGGAGCGGCGGUGCCGACGUUCCUGCGGACCCCUACGGUGAUACAGCCCCACCUGGACAUGAAGCCCUUCCUGCAGUUCCCCAUGGAGACCCCCCCUCCUCCACACAGCAUGAGCCUCUUCCACAACUUCAACACGAUGGACCCGGUGCAGAAGGCUGUGAUCAACCACACCUUUGGAGUCCCUCUGGUCAAGACCAAGCGGCCAGUCAUCUCCUGUAACGUCUGCCAGAUCCGCUUCAACUCAGAGAGCCAGGCAGAAGCACAUUACAAAGGAAACCGCCAUGCCAGGAGAGUCAAAGGCAUCGAAACCUCUAAGAGUCGUCCUCAGGAGGGGGACAAGCCACAUACUGUGCCUCCCACCUCCUCCCCGUCCCCGCCCGGAGCCCCAGGCACUGUCUCAGACAGUGAGCCCAGCAAAGCAGAUGAAGCACGGCCUCUUUCACAGUUAAACGGGCCCCUGCUGGCCCCAGGACCCCUUCCCACUCUUACCACCCCACCUACCCCGCCCAUGGACUCCCCUGUGCCCUCGGUGUGCCCCGUCCUGCCCACCCCCACUCCUCCCUUGAUCCCCCCUUCCUCCUCCUCCCCAGGCUGUGGCAGCGGCAGCACCAACUCAGAGCAGCCCGGCGGAUCGGGACCCCCACUGGUUUCAGGAGUCGCCGGCAUCUCGGCCUCCAGCAGCCCGUCCAACCCGGAGACGGAGGAGGACAAGGCUAAGAAGCUGCUGUACUGCUCACUGUGCAAGGUGGCAGUCAAUUCCUUGUCACAGCUGGAGGCCCACAACAAAGGUACCAAACACAAAACUAUCUUGGAGGCACGGAGCGGGCUAGGCCCCAUCAAGGCGUAUCCUCGCUUAGGCCCCAAACCCAGUGGAGAGCAGGGAGGGGGGCCAGUGGACCCCAACACUCAGGAACGAACCUUCCACUGUGAGAUCUGCAAUGUGCGGGUCAACUCUGAACUGCAACUCAAACAGCACAUAUCAAGUCGAAGGCACCGGGACGGCAUGGCGGGCAAGCCUAACCCCCUCCUCAGCCGACACAAGAAGCACAGGGGAGCUGAUCUGACGUCUUCUUUGACCUUCUCCAAGGAUCUCACCAAAGCUUUGGGUGCAGGGCUCUUGCCUAACCCCUUGGCUGUUGCCGCGGCAAUGGCCGCAGCAGCUUCCUCGAACCCGCUGGCCCUCCGCGCAGCGGCUCCCGGGCCUCACCCACACCAUCACCUAUUGCAAGGCCCGCCUCUAAGCCACGCCAUCCUAAGACCUGCCCCGGGGCCCAUCCGCACCACCCACGGGCCAAUUCUGUUCUCUCCUUACUGACACAUCACCCUCUGACUUCGGCCAGUCAGGAACAGCCACUCCAAAAGCACACUGUGAAGAUACAAACAUGAUCAACAAACAGCAAUUGAUAAGGGGGAAAAAAUCCAAUCAUUUAAAUAUCGAACUGAGAGAAAAGCAAGGGAAAGGAACAGCUGAAUGGAGUAGAAGUGUAUGUCUCUCUUUUUUCCCUUUACCUGAAACUCUCCCUCCAUUUCAAAGACUUCCGAGUGAUCCGCAGAUGGAAUGAGAAGAGGAGAGAUAUUCAUUAUGCAUUGAACUCCCUUGUACAUCUCUCACCUCCCUUGGUCCCUCUCCCUUGCACUGUGGCCCUGUCAUGGCCGCCUCAAUAGCUACAGAAGAAACACAUGCAGACCUUUCUAGAAACAUUAAACCACAUGUAGUGUUACAUAAUUAUUCUGGGCCAGGUUGGUUUUCCUCUGUCAUCACGGCUCAAACGUGUUCUUCCUCAUCCUAUGCACCUCAAAAACCAAGACAAUAAUGUUAUGUCAGUAGGGUAGCUGCUUCCAUCGGUCUUUGCUGUAUGCGUCACAUGUAGCUGUGGCGGCCUCCACGGUACUGUACAUGUCCCCCUCUGCGCCGGAGGCCAGCAACUCUUCAGUUUGUGACACUAGGUCCUCACUAGAUACAACAUGACUUUGGCUGACAGGCAGGUGGUAGCCGCGUCUGAACAUGUCUGAUGGGGGUGGGGGGUUGGGUUGGGUUAGGGGGGGGUUAAGAGAGCAGAAAAGUGACUGUGGGGAAUUGCACUCCCCUGUCAUUUCCUGAGAGGGUGAGAGGAGGGCUGGCACGGGUCAGUGGAUGGAUUUACCCCAGGUGGCAUGUAGACACACACACACACACAAACACACACACAAACCCAUGGGCCCGAAUGAAUCUGUGUUUUAAAAUAGUCGGCACCAACAAAAAAUCACUACAGGGCAUAUCUGCCAACCUUCAUAAAAGUCAGAGAAGAGCCUCACCAAAGGGGAGAGAGGAUGGGAGAAACAGCAGAAGUCACACAUUGGUACAUACUGUACUGCUAUAUUGCAGUACAAUAUCUGUCUUCAGCUUAGAUAGUGUUUGAUGGCAAGACUCUUUUACCUACAGUGAUGAGAAAUACUGUGCUAUACUGGAGAGAGCAUAGGUCAUAUGUAUUUGGUGAGACUUCUGUUCACAUUAAGCCAUCAAAAAGAUUUUUACUGACGUCCUCAACACCUCCCUGGUCUUCAUUCACAGGUUGAUUCACUGCGUAGGUGGAAAGGCAUGACUUAGGCACGACCCCGUUAGCUUAUGUAUUUAUGUUGUUUCUGCAUGCAGCCUCGCAAUAAGGUCUUGCAGUGUCAGGCUUCUGCAUCACUGGGUUGACCUCUUCCAUUCCAGCCCUGUCCUCCUCACCUCUCCCAUUUCCAAAGGUUCAUAUGAGUCUAUGGGAGAGGGCACGUCAACAUUGGCAGCCAUAAACGCUGAGAGGGAACAAAUUAAAGAGAGGAAGAUGAAAGCCGAACACACAUUCUUGGAGAAAAUGAUCUUGAGCCGCAGUGACAACCAAGCCAGAAGCCCAGCGAGGCCCAUCCCGCAGCAGGAGCCGAGACGUCCAGCCCAAGGCAUCUAUCAAUACUUCCUGUCUUACAACUGAAAGCCAUGAAAUGCACCAUGAUUUGUUUUCUUUUACAAAGACUGGUGAGCACUUUGUUUUGUUUGGUUUGGACUGUUUGUGUUUAUAUCACACAUAAAAAAGAGCAAAAUAGAAAACACAAUAAAAAUAUUUUUGUAGUUAGGAAAUGUUAAUAACUGCAUCCAUGGAUGGAAAAGAAGAAAGGGGUGGAAUUGUUGAAUGGUGGAUCAUAUAAGUGUUGACUCAGACUGACUGACAUACAGGCUGACCAACUGACUCAGCGGGGAGCCACAAAAGCUAGCUAAGCAGCAGACCUAUCUUUGCUCGACAGCUUGAAGCUAUCACCCUUUUCUGAACAAGAUGUACACUGUGCCCUUUCAUUGAGAAGCAAUGAGCUCUAAUGUCUUACCUUUGUCUGAAUAUUGCAAUGCAAUGAGCAAUUUUUAUCAGAGUGACUUGUUAUCAUUGUGACAUGUUGUGACAUGUUGUCUGGAGUCAUGUGUAAAACUGGGAGCACGCCAGCUGACAGACUUUUCUGUUCUUCCGUGAGGAGCGCAAGCCCUCGAAGGGAUUUAGAGAGGGACAGAGAGAGGCAGAGGUGUAGCUGAGCUUAGGUACCGACCCUUCAUAUUAAAGGGCCUUUUUACUAUGGUAAUCUCUGCUUGGGGAACAGGGUACAAUGCCAGGUAUCAAGGGAUUAAUGGUAGAUGUGUUCAACAGGCUUAUUUUUUAGUUGGACUUACUGAAUUGCAUUAUUUUUUUUCUGUGUGUGCGAAAUGUGUUUAAGUGAAAAUCCUGAGGAACAUUAUCAAUGCCAUUACUUAAAGAAGAAGCUGGCUUGGUGUCAGCUUCCACCGUUGUGCUCUUUUUCUUUUUUUUUCUUUUUUUUUUUUUUUCUUUGUUGCUGAACGAAAACCUCCUUUGCAGAGUUCGUUUUGUGAGUGAGAUACUAUUCCAGGAUCCGUGCUCUCUUUCCUGUUGGUUUGUGUACCAUAUGUAUUCUAGUGUGUGUUGGGACCGGCUCUCUUCCCCACUUCCCACCAAUAAGAGACAGAAGCAAACUGGAGCUAUAAAGUGGCCUAAUACUUAAAAAAAACCUGCACAUGUUUGGUUUAGGAAGACUGAUCAAUCACCCUGGAUUCUAUGAGACUUCAACAAUGACACAACCUAAUCAAAGUACUGCAGUCUUGUCCCUGAUAGGUCAGUCAAGUAGCAGCACCACCGAGAUGUUCAUAUUGUCCGUGAUAUGUUCACUCUCUGGCAAUUCCCACUGACUCAUCCUCAUUAUUCACAUAUGGGAAAUAAAUGUUAGAUUCCUAUUUUCUGGGCAGGUAUUUCAUGUUAGCUGUGUUUAGGCUACUAGCCUUAGCCUUAUUCUGCCCUCAGUCUCUCCCAGAGCAGAGAGAGAGAGAUAGAGAGGCUAUGGUGUAAUUUUGUCUUGCCAAUAAAGUUAUUUUUGAAUUUCAUUGUCAGAGGGGACAAAGAGUUUGUAUGGCGAAUUGUAGCAAUACCUGACUCAUUCUGGCUACUCUUGUUUAUUGCAAUAAGAAAAUUAAACAAUAAAUGUGUAUGUGAGUAAAACAUUAUAAAUGUAAUUUAAAUGAAAAAGAAACUUUAUGGUAAAUACUAUUGGUAUCAAGAGAAACCAUGGUGGAAAAAAGUAAAUGUCAAUAAAUCAUUAAAUGAAACUAA
This is a messenger RNA of Lates calcarifer (barramundi perch), 5319 nucleotides long. RefSeq names its product zinc finger protein 385A (gene znf385a). The record is from RefSeq and is a predicted model, not a curated record. Lineage: Eukaryota; Metazoa; Chordata; Actinopteri; Centropomidae. Gene Ontology annotation, cellular component: nucleus. The coding region runs from base 672 to 2012 and encodes 446 amino acids. The transcript has 8 exons. Gene Ontology annotation, molecular function: zinc ion binding; nucleic acid binding.